ACCAUAAAAGUAUGUAUUUUAGUAGCUACCUAAAUGGUACGUAUUUCUAGGUUUUUUUUUUUUUUUUUCAGAUUUUUGUAUUUUCCCUUGUACAUCUCAUUUCUCUGUCUCUCUCUCUACAGGUGGUGAUGUAUAUUGGACAAGUGAUGAAGGAUAUGUUAAAGCUGCAGCGUCCUCCGUCUCCCCCUGUGGUCAAACUGGAGACGCGUGUGGACGCGGAGUACGGGAUGCCGUCCACACACGCCAUGGCAGCGACGGCCAUCUCAUUUACACUGCUUCUCAGUGCUCAGGAGAGAGUGAAGUUCCCGUUUGAACUGGGACUGAUUGUGGCCGUGGUUCUGUCUGCGCUGGUGUGUCUGAGUCGUCUUUAUACCGGCAUGCACUCUGCUCUGGAUGUGAUCUGUGGCGUUGUAAUUUCAGCCGUCAUCAUGGCUGUGUCGUACCCGUACUGGGGAACCAUUGACUACCUUCAGCUGCACAACCCUCUCUCCCCCAUAGUGGGGGUGGUUCUGCCCCUCUUCCUGUCCUAUAAGUACCCCGAGCUGGACCAUUACAGCACCACACGGGGGGACACCACCAUUAUUUUAGCAUGCUGUUCAGGAUGUUCAGUCGGAUACUGGGUGAAUGAGCGAUUGGGCUUGACCUUUGACCUUGCCGGGCCUUUUCCAGUGACCCUUCCACCGCUGACCCUCGCAGCCUUGGGUCUCGGUGUGGCGCGGUUCCUGGUCGGGUUAGGGAUGCUGGUUCUGACCCGGCAGACAGUGCGCUGGGCGAGUCUGCGGGUGCUCUGUCAAAUUUAUGGAGCGUCUGUGAGUGACGUCGAAGCACGCAGAAGGAAAGCGAUUGAGGUGCCGUAUAAGUUCAGCACAUAUGUUGCCAUCGGACUGGUCAACAGUAUCAUGGUGAACAGAGUGUUUGUGAUGAUGGGACUCUGGGAUUUGGGAAAUUCUGUAUAAUUUCUCAGUGUUUACAGGCAAGUUUCAAGAGAAUCCCAGUCUAUAAUUCAUUCUCAGGGAGAAAUUCACCUUAGUCUUUGUUUAGGAAUGGCUGGCACAUUUAAAUUCUCACAUUGAACAGUAGUUUUUUAAACCUCCUAGCUGCAUUUUGUUAGAUUUCAAAAACUGAAACGCAGUUCAUGGAUGUUUGUGCAGUUUCGCUUGGUUUUAAGGGAUUAUUCAUGGUUAAACGCAAGCUAAAGGUGAAGUGUGUAAUUUCUGUGCCACAAGACUCAACAAAUGAAAUCAGAAACGCAUACAAAUGACUAAUGAAUAAUUUCCUUAACAUUCAUCUGCUAUAUAGUGAAAUUAGUUAGCAUUUUUGUGCAAAAAUUUGUGUAUUUUUAUACUUUUAUGCGCUUUUUUACACUUACAGUUGCGUCAUACUGAAUUUAAUGUUUUUUUUUGUGAACAGGUAUUUAAUGUCAGUAAUGUAUUUACUGUUUACACAAGCUCAAGAUAUUUUCACGUUUUAUUCUACAACAUAAAAUGCAUCAGUAAUACCCCACUGAUUUUAAUUUGAAAGCUUUUACUUGUCUUGAAAAAGAUGGUUGCUAAAAAGUGGCUAAAUGGGGCUAGAAAUGUAUUCUGGGAUAUUAAAUGUCAUCACACUGAACGGGUAAACUCAUCUACUCAUGAGUCGCUUUCACAGCCUCAUUAUGUUCAGUAUCACACUCUUGCAAACUAUUCUAACUCAAACUUUCCAACUAAGGAUUGAAAGAGUUGUCAGAAGCUUAAUGGUACUGAAGUCGAAUGACUGUGGACAAGUUCGUUUCUAGCCCACGAUUAUCAUGUUGAACAAAAAGUGUAAGAAUCAUAAACUUUUUAUUGGCCCCAGAGCUUAUUUUCUGCAAUAAUCCAAAAACCAAUGGAAAAAUCCUACUGGGUUUUUAUCAGCUUAGGAGGGUGAUGCUAACUUCCUGUUUUGGCGUACUAAAUUACAUCAUCUCUGCUUUGUUGCUCAGACAGUCCUGCCAUAAACACUACUGGUUCACAGUGCUUUAACAUUACACAUUGCACCUUUAUGCUCUUUUGACAGUAUCUACAGCAAACUGUUGAUUUCUUUCAGUCAUAACCUACAUGUAAGGCUAUAGUGCAAAUAUGGCUGUUGCCCCAUAGACUUCCAUUGUAAAAGCAUUUUUAUCAGGGUAAACUGUCAGACAAGUUGAUAUUAUUGUUUUCUGUGGUAACCACUAACUUGAAUAUUUCUUUUGAUAAUUUCCUAAAGACAACGUCGCCUUAAAAGUUUAAUUUUGCACUGAAAGCCACAGAUUAAAGAUGCGGUCACUUUUACCGUUGUUGAGUGGAUUUUAACUGUGAAAAUUUGAGUGUUUCAAUAGUAAUCCAUGUAAUCUGGAAUUACGUUUUACGUUAAGUUUUUCCCACACAGAUUUCGUGACUGGUUCAAGAUGGUUGCACAAAUUAUUAAUACGUAUAUCUAUGGCUAGCCAGGGUUGACCAACGGAAAGCUGCUUGAUUUGAAAGUGAUUUCUGCAUGAGUUGUGCUACACUACUGACAAUGGGCCUUUUUGCCAGCAAAAUAUCAGCAAAAUUUUGCAAACGUGACUGCAUGUUAUAUUUGGUCCUUAAGGAAAUGACAAUGACAAUAUCACAAUGACAAGCUGAUGUUAGCAUGAUCACAGAUGAUAUUUAAUGAUAAUUUUUACUAACACAGUGCUUUGACUGCAUAAACUCUACGAAUUAGUCCUACUAUUUUUGCUUUUUUAUUCAAUUUGAUAUUUAUUACAAAAUAAUGAGUAACAUAUUUUGUAUAUUGAGUGGUAUAACACUCAGGAUGUGUGUUUAUGAGCUUUUACAGAUGCGGUAAAAGAAAUGAAUAAACACAGUAAAAAUGUC
This is a messenger RNA of Sinocyclocheilus anshuiensis, 2852 nucleotides long. Its product is annotated as sphingosine-1-phosphate phosphatase 2. Gene Ontology annotation, molecular function: sphingosine-1-phosphate phosphatase activity. Gene Ontology annotation, cellular component: endoplasmic reticulum membrane. Gene Ontology annotation, biological process: sphingosine metabolic process. Lineage: Eukaryota; Metazoa; Chordata; Actinopteri; Cypriniformes; Cyprinidae. The transcript has 3 exons. The record is from RefSeq and is a predicted model, not a curated record. The coding region runs from base 129 to 956 and encodes 275 amino acids.